Molecule: messenger RNA, 1475 nt
Organism: Gymnogyps californianus (California condor)
Lineage: Eukaryota; Metazoa; Chordata; Aves; Accipitriformes; Cathartidae
Product: transmembrane protease serine 11E-like
Exons: 10
Coding region: 33-1388 (451 amino acids)
Biological process (GO): proteolysis
Cellular component (GO): plasma membrane; extracellular region
Molecular function (GO): serine-type endopeptidase activity
Source: RefSeq, a predicted model, not a curated record
UUUCCUAAUUCGGGAGAUAAAGCCUCAAGUCUAUGCUGAGAUGCUGCACAGUGUGUUGUGGUGUUCGGGACAGUACAUCUCCCAGACGGAAGAGCUUCUUGCUGACCUCUCAGUGGUACGUAGAGACAGUGAUCCAGAUGGACAGAGCAACAAAGCGUCUAGAGCCAUGGAAAAUAGCAGUCAUUGUUGUGUCGGUGAUAGUAGGCUUAGCCCUCAUCAUUGGGUUGAUUACAUUUUUUUUGUGCCAUGAUCAGGAUCGAUACUACAAUGCAACUUUCCUCAUCACCAAUGUCAAGUAUGACCCUCAGUACGAAAGGCAAACCACAGAAGAGUUCAGGCACCUGAGCGAAGAGAUUGAAACCAUGAUAUCUGCAGUAUUCAAGGGGUCCUUUCUAAGUAAGAGGUACAUCAGGUCCCAUGUUGUCAGUCUAAGCCCAGAUCCUGGUGGAGUGCUUGCAUCUGUUGUUCUGGUAUUUAAAUUUCCCUCGGCUGACAGUAAGGCAACGAGCUGGGGUCAUGUCAACCGUGUGUUACGCAGAAGGCUGAAAACAAACUCCACAUUCUUGAAUGUUGACCAGUCUACCCUUAGACUCACAGAGUUGAAUAAGGAAAAGGGAGAUAACCUUUUAAACAACUGCUGUGGAAUACGAAGACAGGCAUUCUCCUUCACAGGAGUGGAGAGAAUAGUUGGCGGGCAGCGUGCACAGGCUGGGGAAUGGCCGUGGCAGGCUAGCAUUCAGCUUGAUGGCACCCAUCGCUGUGGUGCAUCAGUGAUCAGUAAUACGUGGCUAGUGACUGCAGCCCACUGCUUUAGGGGAGGAACUGAUCCUCGGAGGUGGACUGCCAGCUUUGGAAUUCUGCUGAGACCUCCAAAACAGAAAAAAUUCAUCCGAAGAAUUAUCAUUCAUGAAAGAUAUGGUGACUUUGUCCUUGAUCAUAAAUAUGAUGUGGCUGUUGUGGAACUUGCCUCUGCUAUUGAGUUCACGAGUGAUGUGCACAGUGUCUGUCUUCCUGAAGCAUCUCAUAUUUUCCCAGAGAACACUUCCUGUUUUGUCACAGGUUGGGGAGCUUUGAAGAAUGAUGGCUAUAGUGUUAAUGAGCUUCGACAAGCGGAAGUGAAAAUUAUAAGUACUGCGACUUGUAAUAGAAGACAAGUGUACGGUGGAGCAAUAACAGCUGGAAUGUUGUGUGCUGGAUACUUGGAGGGGCAAGUGGAUGCCUGCCAGGGUGACUCUGGUGGGCCACUGGUGCAUGCGAACUCCAGAGGAAUCUGGUAUCUUGUGGGAAUAGUGAGCUGGGGAGAUGAAUGUGGCAAGCCAAAUAAACCAGGAGUGUACACGCGAGUGACUUACUAUCGAAACUGGAUCAACUCCAAAACGGGUAUCUGAAACCUGCAGCAGGUUAAGUUUUGUGGGCUGUGUACGGCUAUUCGUCUGACACAUUCUGCUCUGUGGUUACCCUCUAAACAGCUGCUG